This is a messenger RNA of Cylicocyclus nassatus, 359 nucleotides long. The record is from the annotation of a GenBank genome assembly. Lineage: Eukaryota; Metazoa; Nematoda; Chromadorea; Rhabditida; Strongylidae.
AGGACAGCAUUUUGGUACCGCCACAAAAAAAUAAUUCACUGCCCAUGGUAUAGACAUGGCGUCUGCGUGUUUGGUAUUGAAAACCUGCAGUAUCUGUCUGAGAGAAAAAGUUUAGUGGCUAACAAGCCUUAUCCUGCCUUUGACUAUGCAAUUGUUGAUUGCAUGCAUGAACUGCUCUUCAAUCGUACACACUUGGACCAGGUCGAUCAUAAUUUGGAUUUGCAAUUCUAUAGAUCCCUUGAAAACGUUCGCUACCAUAAGAACCUUCUCAACCCUAAUCCUGACUACAAGCUACGCUGCCCACCUCGUCAUGAAGUUUCAAUUUUAUAGGCAAUUAUAAAUUAACUUUUCAAUAAAGA